CAAUUGAAGGACGUAUUGCGACAGGUGGUACUGGAAUUCGUUGCCAUAUUAAAAGCUCUGGCCUCGUGUUUUGCGGGUCCAAUCCAACUUUAUGCAAAUGUGCUUUUAAUUCCGGUGUGGACUCUAAAGCAUUAACGAAGGAACAAUGGGAUUAUUUGCAGUUAACUGUUGCAAUGUAUAUUAAUAGUGAAAUGCCAGGACUUGGGAACAUGGCAGGUACAAAACCGAGUAGAGGUUUAUGUCAGCGAUUAAAAGGAAAGCAAGGAAGAUUUCGUGGUAAUUUAUCUGGAAAACGUGUUGACUUUUCAGGUCGAACAGUUGCUGUACCUGAAUUGGUUGCAAAGAUUUUGACAUAUCCGGAAAGGGUAUUUGCACAUAAUAUUGAGAAAUUACGCAAGUGUAUAAGGAAUGGUGCAGAUGUACAUCCUGGUGCCAAUUUUGUGAAAAAUACGUCUGGAGGGAAAAGAUAUCUUAAAUAUGCCGAACAAUCAUCAAAAGACGCGUGGGCUGCUGAACUACAAAUUGGCGAUGUAGUAGAACGUCAUUUAAGGGACGGUGAUGUGGUCUUAUUUAACCGACAACCUUCUCUUCAUAAGCUUAGUAUAAUGGCACACUAUGUUCGUGUCAAGCCAUGGCGGACAUUUCGUUUCAACGAAUGUGUGUGUACGCCUUAUAACGCUGAUUUUGAUGGUGAUGAAAUGAAUCUUCAUGUCCCUCAAACAGAAGAGGCACGUGUUGAAGCAAUAGAGUUGAUGGGUGUUAAGAACAACUUGGUUACGCCAAGAAAUGGAGACCCUAUAAUUGCUGCCAUUCAGGACUUUAUAACUUCUUCGUAUUUGAUUACUAAGAAAGACGUAUUUUAUAAUCGUGCCCAAUUUACGCAAAUUUGUUCAUAUAUGGCAGAUGCUGACUUACACAUUGAUAUUCCUCCACCGGCAAUAUUUAAACCAGUGAGACUUUGGACGGGUAAACAAAUUUUUAAUGUGUUGAUGCGUCCAAAUAAAAAUUCUUCAGUUUUAGUCAACCUCGAAAGUAAAGGAAGAUCUUUCGAAAAAAAUGAAAGCAGAGCGCCAGAUAUGUGUCCAAAUGAUGGUUAUGUCGUUAUUCAGAAUAGUGAAAUAAUGUGUGGUGCUAUAGACAAAUCCUUAGUAGGUGAUGGAAAUAAGCAUUCAUUAUUUUAUACUAUUCUUCGCGAUUAUGGUGCUGAGCAAGCUGCUGAAGCAAUGAAUCGAUUAUCUAAAUUGUGCUCUCGAUGGUUAGCAAACAGAGGUUUCUCUAUUGGAAUUAAUGAUGUGCAACCUGGGGAAAUAUUACGAGAUAAAAAAGAUAGACUCAUUGCAGACGCAAACAAAGCAUGUGAUGAUCUUAUUGAACGUUCUAAAUUAGGAAAACUCGAAAAUCAACCAGGUUGUAAUGAGGAACAAACUUUAGAGGCACAUAUAUCUGGUAUAUUGUCAAGGGUUCGUGACGAUGCUGGUCAAAUUUGCAUGACUGAAUUAAAUAAACACAAUGCACCUUUAAUAAUGGCGACAUGUGGUUCUAAAGGUUCGAAAAUUAAUGUGUCUCAGAUGGUUGCUUGUGUUGGUCAGCAGAUUAUUAGUGGAAGUCGAAUUCCAGAUGGAUUUCAGGAUCGUUCUUUACCACAUUUUCCUAAACACUCAAAGACUCCGGCUGCUCGCGGGUUUGUUAGAAAUAGCUUUUAUAGUGGAUUAACUCCUACUGAAUUUCUGUUUCACGCCAUAUCUGGUCGAGAAGGUCUUGUAGAUACUGCUGUUAAGACGGCAGAAACUGGUUAUAUGCAAAGGAAGUUGAUGAAAGCUUUAGAGGACCUUGCAAUCCAUUACGAUAUGUCAGUGAGAAAUUCUUCUGGUGGGCUCGUCCAAUUUUACUAUGGCGACGAUGGAUUAGACCCAGCUUAUUUAGAAGAUGAAGUUCUUCCAGUCGAUCUCAAACGUAAUUUGCAGCAUACAAUUAAUAUUGUGCCAUGGGGUAACGAUCCUGGUCUUUUACCAUAUGAAAUAAAAGAAAUUACGGACCUUGUGUUAGAUAGCGAUGAAUUUCGUAAAUCUUGUACAUCAUCAUAUAUAGAAUCUUUGCAAAAGUUUGUUCGCCAAGAAUUAGUUGAAAAGCUUGUAUCGAUACGUGAAUCCUAUGGAUUAAUACGGGCUGAUGAAAGACCCAACGAUGAAUAUAGUGAUAUUGAUUAUAGUUCCAUAGUUUCUCCUUCUUUUAAGGCGGUCGUGGAUCAUAAACUUAAAAUUACUGAAAAACAACUUCGAAAAUUUUUGAAUAUUUGCUUAAAGAAAUUUGUGAAAGCAAAGAUUGAACCAGGAACAGCCGUUGGUGCGUUGGGCGCACAAUCUAUUGGUGAACCUGGUACUCAAAUGACAUUAAAAACUUUUCAUUUUGCUGGUGUUGCUUCUAUGAACAUUACUCUCGGUGUACCGCGUAUAAAGGAAAUCAUAAAUGCUUCGAAAACGAUCAGUACACCAAUUAUUACUUGCAAGUUAGUCAAUGAUUCUGAUGUAAAGUCUGCUAGAAUUGUCAAAGGACGAUUAGAAACAACUUACCUGGGAGAUAUUGCAAAACAUAUUGAUGAAAUUUAUGAACGUGAUUCCUGUUACCUAGCUAUUAAGUUAGAUUUAGAUGCAAUACAAAAACUUCAGUUAGAAACAAACAUUAAAGAUAUAUCACGAGCUAUUAGAACUGACCGAAAGUUGAAGUUGGAAAUUCACGGAAUUCGAGUAAUUAACAAUGAUGAAAUUGAUGUAUAUGUACCAGAUAAAGAUGGUUCAAAAAGACAGGAACCGGAUAAAUUAUAUUUUCGAUUACAAAUUUUGAAACGGGCAUUACCAAAAGUUAUAAUCAAGGGUAUUCAAACUGUGACAAGAGCAGUCAUAAGUGAAGCUAAAGCAGGCAAAAAGCAAUUACUUGUUGAAGGUUAUGGUCUUCGAGAAGUAAUGACAACUGAAGGAAUAUUUGGUACGGAAACAACUAGUAAUAACGUUAAUGAAGUAAAUAAAGUUUUAGGAAUAGAAGCUGCUAGGUAUGCAAUUUUAAACAUCAUCAGAAUUACAUUUUAG
This is a messenger RNA of Scutellospora calospora, 3083 nucleotides long. Lineage: Eukaryota; Fungi; Glomeromycota; Glomeromycetes; Diversisporales; Gigasporaceae. The record is from the annotation of a GenBank genome assembly.